This is a messenger RNA of Solenopsis invicta (red fire ant), 2748 nucleotides long. RefSeq lists its product as uncharacterized. Gene Ontology annotation, biological process: proteolysis. The coding region runs from base 1 to 2748 and encodes 915 amino acids. Gene Ontology annotation, molecular function: aspartic-type endopeptidase activity. The record is from RefSeq and is a predicted model, not a curated record. The transcript is spliced from 3 exons. NCBI's taxonomy places the organism in Eukaryota, Metazoa, Arthropoda, Insecta, Hymenoptera, Formicidae.
AUGGAGGCGUUAUUGGAGCAGCAAUCUGAGCUCCGCGGACGCAUCUCUCGCGUCGUCGCGAACCUCAAGAAGACCGGUGUCGCGAACCUGACCGUCGAUCACGUCCAAGCGGCCUUGGCCAUUUUGGAAAAGCGAUGGGCCAAGUUCGAGGAGAACCACGAUAAGCUCGGGCUUGCUCACGGGAAGGAGUUAAGGAAAACCGAGUACUAUACGAACGACCAUGCCGAGGAGAUGGAGAUGCUCUACACCAGCCAACGAGCUGCACUAAUGGACCUGGGGCGGUCGUUGAAGGCAAAGACCGAAGCAAAUGUUUCGACGACGGUUCGAGGACUGGCCGGUAUUCCGUAUCUAUUCGACUCCAUCGUCGGUCAGGAUCCGCAUCUGUCCGACGUCCAAAGGCUCCACUAUCUAAAGACGAGGGUCAAGGGAGAAGCGGAACAGCUUCUGAGGGGCUUGCCCUCGACGGACGCGAAUUAUGAACGCGCGUGGUCAACCUUGAAAGGUCACUAUGAGAAAAAAAGGUUGUUAGUCAAGGCUUAUUUGUCCGCGAUUACAUCGUUGCCCAAAAUGAAAGCGGAUUGCGUAGCCGACCUGCGACGGAUCUACCAUGGCAUGGUAGCAUCCACCCAAGCUUUGGAAGGUAUCGGUAAGCCCGUUUCCAAUACCACUCACUUACUCGUGCAUCUCAUGGUGGAGUUGCUCGACGCGGGUACAAGACGUGAGUGGGAAAAUUCCAUCGCGAAAAAAAGCGACCCGCCGUCGUUUGACGAGUUCAAGGACUUCCUCGAGGAACAGCUUGUGACGCACGAGUCGCUGCGGUCUGUCAAGGGGGAGUCCUCCUCAGGAAAAUCCGCUCAUCACACCGGGAGGCAGAGCGGAGGCUCCGAGCGCAGCUGCGUGGUGUGCAAGCAGAAUCACUUUAUUAUGAACUGCGAGAAGUUUCGUCGGAAACCUGCAAAGGAGCGGUUGGAGGUAGUGACCGCCAAUCGACUGUGCAUCAACUGCAUGGGACGACAUCAGGUGAGCGCGUGCUCUUCGCCGAAGGCGUGUGCUAGGUGCGCCGCGCGCCACAACACACUCCUACAUGACGCGUACGAGGCGGCUCCGGGAGCCGUUGUUGCACUUUCGCCGUCGGUGCAUGCCGCGCGGCACCCUCACUUCGAGCCGCCGCAGACGCUUCUCGCCACCGCGCGCGUUCUGGUGACGGAUCGAUUCGGAACUUUACACGCGGUUCGAGCCCUCAUGGAUCCGGGAUCAGAGACUUCGUUGAUCACAGAAGCGCUGGCCCAACGCCUGCGACUGCCGCGGACAACGGCGUCCGUGGCAAUUUACGGAGUGGGCGGGUUGAGGUCGGGGGUGUCGCGGGGACGAAUCGCGAUCAAUCUGACCUCGCGCGUUGGAGACGCGGUGUUUGCCAUCUCCGCCUUGGUGAUGCCAAGACUCUCGAUCUACGGUGGUUCCGUUUCUACGGACCCAGUCGAGCUGCUGCUCGGUGUCGACGUCUAUGCCAAGGUGGCACGACCAGGCAUGCGGCUGGGAGGUGAUGAGGAACCAAUCGCGCAGCAGACCGCUCUAGGAUGGAUCAUCAUGGGUCCGGUAAGCUCUUGUCAGGUGACCACAGCCUUGACAUCGUUGCAGUGCUCCGCUGUUAACGAUCUGAACGCAUUAGUGCGUCGAUUUUGGGAACUGGAGGAACCACCGCGAGCGACACUCCCCCUGUCUCCGGACGACGCGGCUUGCGAGGAGCAUUACUUGCGGUCGCAUUCACGGGACGCCUCGGGACGUUACGUCGUCCGAUUCGCGACUCGUUCGACUCUGCCGGACUUACGUGACACGCGAUUCACCGCGCUGCGAGUGUUGCAGGCGAACGAGCACCGCUUCCGGAGGGAAGUCGCUCUUCGUGACGCGUACUCACAGUUCCUGGCUGAGUAUCUUGAGCUUGGCCACAUGACGCCGGCGCCUCCCUUACCGGCAGAUUGUUCACGCGCCUGUUUCCUGCCCCAUCACGGAGUAUGGAAGGGCGACGGCGAGAAGGCUAGGAUCCGCGUCGUGUUCAACGGCUCUUCACGGACAUCCUCUGGUACCUCCUUAAAUGGCGAACUUCUUGCAGGACCGAAUUUGUUGCCGACGCUCUGCGACGUGAUAACGCGCUGGCGUAAACACCAGUUUGUUCUCGCUGCGGACAUCGAAAAGAUAUACCGGCAGAUUUGGGUGCAUCCAGAGGACCGUGACCUUCAACGGAUUUACUGGAAGAUAGGCAGCCGAGUCCAGGAGUUCCACCUUAACACGGUUACUUACGGGCUGGCCAGUGCACCCUACUUGGCUGUUCGAACGUUGCGUCAGCUUGCCAAGAACGAGGGUGCGCGCUUUCCUCGGGCAGCUGAGGCCCUGCGGCGGGACACCUAUGUGGACGAUGUACUGUCUGGGGCCUCCUCUCAGUUCGAGACCUGCGAGCUGCGCGAGCAGCUGACUCAGUUGUGUUUGGCGGGCGGCUUCCGCUUACGCAAAUGGGUCGCCAACAAGGAAGACCUGCUGCGCGACAUCCCCGCUGAGCACCGGUCGUCGCUGCCGUCGACGGUCGCGUUGACGUCGGAGGAGCACGACGUCCUGGGGAUACGUUGGCUUCCCGCUGAGGACAGCUUUGCUCCAACUGUCAAGAGCAUGACAGAGGAGCUGGUCACCAAGCGCACGGUGUUGAGGCAAACCGCGCAUCUCUUCGAUCCGCUGGGCUGGCUCACCCGGUCGUAA